AUGGCCAACCACCGCGAACGAAUAAACGUUGUGCUAUAUACUGCACUCAAGCAGCAGGACAGGUUGCAAAAUGUUUUCAGCAACGGAACCAAAGCGGAUUCUAACCAUCAGCGGAUAUGUAGAAGGAAGCCAUCGUAUCGAGACAAGAUCCCCGCUCUGCGUCCGGUCGUUGGCGGUUUGAUGCUCUGGUUUUGA
Molecule: messenger RNA, 195 nt
Organism: Paracoccidioides brasiliensis Pb18
Exons: 1
Coding region: 1-195 (64 amino acids)
Source: RefSeq, a predicted model, not a curated record